Messenger RNA from Eucalyptus grandis, 1849 nucleotides. RefSeq names its product glucan endo-1,3-beta-glucosidase. Gene Ontology annotation, biological process: carbohydrate metabolic process. Gene Ontology annotation, cellular component: plasma membrane. The transcript has 3 exons. The record is from RefSeq and is a predicted model, not a curated record. Gene Ontology annotation, molecular function: hydrolase activity, hydrolyzing O-glycosyl compounds. NCBI's taxonomy places the organism in Eukaryota, Viridiplantae, Streptophyta, Magnoliopsida, Myrtales, Myrtaceae. Bases 199 to 1704 code for a protein of 501 amino acids.
GAUCACAUCCCAUCUCGCAGAUCUCGGUGGGAGCCCACGGGUCGGUAUUCGACAGCCCAGUUUCAUCGAGCGCGUGCACCGCACCUUCAGCUUAUCCCGCUUUACUCUCUCUGCUCUUCUUCUGCGUCACUUAAACCCCCAUCUCUCCCCAUCUCUCUUCAUUUCAUUUCCUCCACGAAACGCAACACGGACUGAUCCAUGGCCAAUCUCUUCCCCCUCGCCACAGCCGUCUUCUUCCUCUCGGUCGCCUGUCCCCAUCUCUCGCGCGCCGCGUACACCAUCGGCGUCAACUACGGCACCGUUGCCGACAACCUCCCCCCGCCGUCCCAAGUCGCCACCUUCCUCAGGACCAAGACCGCCAUCGACCGGGUCAAGCUCUUCGACGCCAACCCCGACAUCCUCCGCGCCUUCGCUGGCACCGGUAUUGCCGUCACCGUCACCGUCGGCAACGGCGACAUCAUCUCCCUCUCCAAGCUCCCCGCGGCCCAGGCCUGGGUCUCCGCCAACAUCCUGCCCUUCCACCCCAAGACCCUCAUCAACCGCAUCGCCGUCGGCAAUGAGAUCCUCGCCACCUCCGACAAGAACCUCAUCGCGCGCCUCUUGCCCGCCAUGAAAGCCCUCCACUCGGCCCUCCAGCUCGUGAACGUCACCAACGUCCAGGUCACGACGCCGCAUUCGCUCGGGAUACUCUCGUCGUCGGAGCCCCCGAGCACCGGCCGGUUCCGCCGCGGCUACGACCGGGCCAUAUUCGCUCCGAUCCUGGACUUCCACCGCCAGACGAAGUCCGCCUUCAUGGUUAACCCGUACCCCUUCUUUGGGUUCACCGCCAAGACCCUGAACUACGCGCUGUUCAAGCCGAACGCCGGCAUUUUCGACGCGGCGACGGGGAAGAACUACACGAACAUGUUCGACGCCCAGAUGGACGCGGUCUACUCGGCGAUGAAGAAGGUGGGCUACGAGGACGUGGAGAUCGUGGUGGGAGAGACCGGGUGGCCCUCGGUGGGCGACGCCAACCAGCCGGACGUCAACAUGGCGAACGCGGUGUCGUACAACGGGAACCUCGUGAAGCACGUGAACGCCGGGAAGGGAACGCCGCUGAUGCCGAACCGGAAGUUCGAGACCUACGUCUUCGCGCUGUUCAACGAGGACCUGAAACCGUCGACCUCGGAGCGAAAUUACGGGCUGUUCAAGCCGGAUCUGACCCCGGUUUACGACGUCGGCAUCCUGAGAAACGAACCGGCUGGUGGGCCCGCUCCGGCGUCGCCCAGCCCGACGGCGCAGCCCAGCCCGACGGCGCCGCCGACGAGCUCGGGCAAGAAGUGGUGCGUGCCGAGGUCGGACGCGAGCGACCAGGCGCUGCAGGCGAACAUAGACUACGUGUGCAGCGCCCAGGUGGACUGCAAGCCGAUACAGACGGGCGGGGCCUGCUUCGACCCGAACACGGUGCGGUCCCACGCGGCGUACGCCAUGAACGCGUACUACCAGUCCAUGGGGCAGCACGACUACGACUGCGACUUCGACAAGACCGGGGUGGUCACGGCCGUCGAUCCCAGUUACGAGACGUGCACGUAUCCGGAGGGCGCUUCGAGCGUGAGGUUAGAAGAGAAGAAGACGUCGUCGGUGACGGGAGAUGCGAGGAGGAAAUCGAAGGAGUUGUUCGUGGGAGGUUCUUGCUUUUUGUUGGCCUACUUUAUGUUAAUUUGAAGGGAAAAGAAGAGUAAAGGGAAUUCGAACGUUAGCCCUCUCUCUUUUUGUGAUUGGAGCAAAUCGCGGCUUUAAAUUACGUAUUAUUGGCUUCUUAGGUAACGUGGAUUGGGGGGUUGCAAUUGCCAAUCAUCCCCUCUUUUCA